AUGCUGUCGCUAGGGCUCCCCGCGCCCACCCGCCCGCCCACUGGCUACGUACCUGCGGGUGGCUGGAGCAAGGCAGCUGUAGGAGGUGUCUGGCGGCCUCCCCGAGCGGACCGGAGUGGAGGGAGGAAGUUUCGCCCCAGAGUGAAUGAAUGACAUGAUGUCAAAGUGACCCAAGAUGAAAGGAGAGGAGGCAAGACAGAGGCGGAAGGAAGGGCAGCUGGGAAGUGAGGAGCAGCCCCUGGCUGACGCUGUGCCAUGGACCUCCCGCGAGAGACAUCUGUUAGACGCCGAAAAGCCUCAGGAAGAAACAGCUUUGAUCGUUGCCCUUCAAGUGUUCGUACCCUUUGUGCUUGCAGGCAUGGGAAUGACCAUGGCUGGAAUGUUUUUGAAUUAUAUCCAGCACUGGACCGUGUUUGUGGAGAUCAAAGAACUCUUAAUCCUGAUACCUUCCCUUUUGGGCCUAAAAGGGAACUUGGAAAUGACUUUGGCUUGCCGGCUCUCCACAGCUGCUAACACUGGGAAGUUUGAUGACCCUCGGCAGCAGCAAACCAUGAUCAGUAGUAACCUUGCUCUGAUCCAGGUUCAGGCCACAGUUGUGGGCCUACUGGCUGCUGUUGUUGCCCUUAUCCUGGAAGCCAUCUCUGGACAGAAUCUUGAGUUGUCCCACAUCGGGGUCCUGUGUGCCAGCAGUAUGAUCACAGCCUUCAUGGCCGCCAUUUUCUUAGGAAUACUGAUGAUAUGCGUGGUGCUGGGUGCUCAGAAGAUGGGGAUCAAUCCGGACAACAUCUCCACACCCAUCGCAGCCAUGCUCGGAGAUUUCGUAUCCCUAUGCAUUCUAGCAGGCACCAGUAGCAUCCUGUACAGAUAUAUAGACCUAUAUUACCUGUUCCCAGUGAUCUGUUUCUUCUUCUUCUCCCUGAUCCCAAUAUGGAUUUUCAUAAUAAACAAGAGCCCUUCCAUCACCCAAGUACUGAAGACAGGCUGGUUUCCCAUCAUCACGGCCAUGUUAAUCAGCAGUCUUGGUGGGCUCAUCUUCAACAAAACCAUAACUGAACAAAAGAUCAGUGCGAUGGCUGUCUUCACUCCAGUGAUAAAUGGUGUUGGUGGUAACUUGGUGUCUAUCCAGGCCAGCCGGAUCUCUACCUACCUGUAUUCCUGGAGUUCCCCUGGAGUCCUGCCACACAAUAUGAGGAGCUUCUACCCCGAUCCAUGUGCUACUUUCUGUUCUUCAGAAAUCAACUCUGUGUCUGCCCGAGUGCUGCUGUUGCUGGUCAUCCCUGGCCAUCUGAUGUUCCUCUUCUUUAUUUACAUGAUGGAGAAAGGGGAGAUUGAGAUAAAUCUGCUGUUUGUGGUCUUUUAUCUGGUUGCUUCAUUGACCCAGGUGCUGAUCCUACUAUACCUGGCAGAGAUAAUGGUGAGGCUGGUAUGGCACCGGUCCCAGGAUCCUGACAGCCACUGCAUCCCCUACCUCACUGGAAUGGGGGAUCUGCUGGGGACUGGCUUACUGUCCCUCUGCUUUCUCUUAGACUCCUUCUUUAUCAAUAUGCAUCUGAAAAACUCCAAUAUCGUGGAACCUGGGCCUCCCUAGAAAUGAGGCAAGAAAGCCCAAGACACUUUAUUCUCUGAUCUUCACAGCCUUCAGAGUCCUGAAAGCAAGUGGCCCAACAGUCAGACUAAAAGGAUUUUGGGGCCUCUCCUUAUAACCCUCUCUGCCAAGAAAAUCAUCUCAUGCAGCCUCAGGCAUUCUUACCUGGCCGCAGCCCAGAACAUGGCUUGUACAUACAUCUGGAUGCCAGUGUGGCAUGAGCUUCCCAGUGGGAAUGGUGUCAAAGAAGGGCCUAGCAUGCCUUUGGGAGGCCACACAAAUGAGAGGGAUGCUGUUCUGGUCAGAUGUCCUGGCUUCUCCUCUCAAUGGCAGUACCCAACUUGGAAAACUUCAGAGCUGCUGUUUGGAUCUACCCCUUACCUCUCUACAGCUGUCCUGACCCCAAGACAAAGCACUUCCCAAGGGGAGUACAGCCAUGCCCCUGGGCCCUGACCAAGGGCACAAUAUCCCUCCUUGUUUCAAGUUACUUCAUCUCAACUCUUUCCCCAAAAACCCUGUUAGGAAACUCAGUGUUUGAAAAGUGCAGAAGUAAAUUAUGUAGAAUUUA
Molecule: messenger RNA, 2153 nt
Organism: Vombatus ursinus (common wombat)
Lineage: Eukaryota; Metazoa; Chordata; Mammalia; Diprotodontia; Vombatidae
Gene: SLC41A3
Product: solute carrier family 41 member 3
Exons: 11
Coding region: 176-1588 (470 amino acids)
Biological process (GO): monoatomic cation transport
Cellular component (GO): plasma membrane
Molecular function (GO): monoatomic cation transmembrane transporter activity
Source: RefSeq, a predicted model, not a curated record